AAGCCCCCAGAUCCAGCUGGGAACGUGUGUUUCCUCCUGGAGAAGCUCCAGGGGACCAUCUCCGACCUCAUUCCCAACCUCGACACCUCCACAACUCUCUCCGGCCCUAAUUUCCCUUCCUGCGCAUCCCAAAUCCCACCUGGGCAUCCCAAAUCCCACCCAGGUGUCCCAGAUCCCAUCCAGGUGUCCCAGAUCCCACCUGGGCAUCCCAAAUCCCACCUGGGCAUCCCAAAUCCCAUCCAGGUGUCCCAGAUCCCACCUGGGUGUCCCAGAUCCCAUCCAGGUGUCCCAGAUCCCAUCUGGGCAUCCCAAAUCCCACCUGGGCAUCCCAAAUCCCACCCAGGCAUCCCAAAUCCCAUCCAGGUGUCCCAAAUCCCAUCCAGGUGUCCCAAAUCCCAUCCAGGUGUCCCAGAUCCCACCUGGGCAUCCCAAAUCCCACCUGGGUGUCCCAGAUCCCAUCCAGGCGUCCCAGAUCCUACCUGGACGUCCCAAAUCCUUCCCGCACAUCCCAGAUCCCACCCGGGUGUCCCAAAUCCCCCCCAGGUGUCCCAGACGCCGCGUUUCCCCCCCAGGCUGUUCCAGACCAAGUGCAGCAGCUGCCUGCAGGCCGUGGGGCCCUCGGAGCUGAUCAUGCGGGUGCUGGGGAACGUCUACCACGUGCGGUGCUUCGCCUGCUGCGAGUGCGAGCGGCGGCUGCAGCGCGGGGACGAGUUCGUGCUCAAGGAGGGGCAGCUGCUCUGCCGCCCCGACUACGAGAAGGAGAAGGAGAUGCUCAGCGCCGUCAGCCCCGCGCCCACCGAGUCCGUGAAAAGCGAGGACGAGGACGGUGCCCACUCCCAGGGCAAAGGCGACGAGGGCCGGGAGCACAAGCGCUCCAAGCGCCCGCGCACCAUCCUGACCACGCAGCAGCGCCGCGCCUUCAAGGCCUCCUUCGAGGUGUCCUCCAAGCCCUGCAGGAAGGUGAGGGAGACGCUGGCGGCGGAGACGGGACUGACCGUGCGGGUGGUCCAGGUGUGGUUCCAGAACCAACGGGCCAAGAUGAAGAAAAUCGCCCGGAGGCAGCAGCAGCAGCAGCAGCAGCAGCAGCAGCAGGAGCAGGAGCAGCUCGGGAAUGCCCGGCUGGGAAGCGGGAGAGGGACCGGGAGGAGCAGCCGGCAGAGCAACGACGACAGCGAAGACGCCGCGAGCGUGCCCGGCCUCGAGGGGCUCCUGGCGCCGUAUUCCCGCCUCCCGCCGCAGCCGCUCCUGCCCCUGGAGCACAACGGUGAGCCGGAGCUCUUCCGGCCGGGAAUGACCCCCCCCCAGCUCCCCCCGGAACACCUGCACCCCUACGACUCGGAGGGAGUUUUCCACGACCUGGACGGCGACAGCCUGGGCCCCCUGGGCGAGUGCCUCCUGCCCGGGGCCGAUCCCAGCCUGCUCCAGGCCCGGCUGGGGAACCCCAUCGACCGCCUGUAUUCCAUGCAGAGCUCCUACUUCACCUCCUGACCCGGGAGAGCCCUUCCCAGGAACCUCGGGAACGCUGCUCCCGCCCCCCAGCCGGGCCA
Messenger RNA from Pseudopipra pipra, 1547 nucleotides. RefSeq names its product LIM homeobox transcription factor 1-alpha-like. Gene Ontology annotation, cellular component: nucleus. NCBI's taxonomy places the organism in Eukaryota, Metazoa, Chordata, Aves, Passeriformes, Pipridae. The record is from RefSeq and is a predicted model, not a curated record. Gene Ontology annotation, biological process: neuron differentiation; regulation of transcription by RNA polymerase II. Gene Ontology annotation, molecular function: RNA polymerase II transcription regulatory region sequence-specific DNA binding; DNA-binding transcription factor activity, RNA polymerase II-specific.